CAAAAUAAAUAAACUUGAAAAAAAAAAAAAAAAGACUAAAGACUAACUCAACACUAACUACAAGUCCCGGGACUUCUAUGCAGGUUCCUGACCACACCUUUUGAAGUGGGCGUGUCGCCCUCCGUGACUAUCUGAAAAGCACAAAGGUGUAGCGGGGAAGAGAGGAGGAGGGGGAAUGGAGAGGACAGGAUUCGAACCGAGUCCUGGACAAAGGGUUCCAAGGCGGUGGGGGUAGAGAAUCUAGUCCUGACACCUCCCAAGCUGGGCGUCUGGAGCCCUCAUCCCCGCGGCGGCUCGGGCUCCCCCCCCCCCCCCCCGCCCCGCCCCGUCCUGGGUCACAAAGGCGGUUGCCAGGCGCCCGGUGGAGAAGAGAAAUGGCCCGGGAACAGCGGCCGCCACUCUGGAGCGUGCGGCCCCGCGGAGUUCAGCAGGACUGUCAAUGGCAGGAUACCAGCUCUGGUCACCAUGGACCCCACUGGACGAGAGCUUCCAAUGGCUGCGGCACACAACACCUACAUCUUCUUCAAAGCACCCUUUUAGGGCUUCCCCCUGCUUCCCACAUACCUCUUCUGACCUUGAAGUGCAGCUGUGCUUUCAAGAGGUCACUCUAGUUCUAGACAGCCCAUUCCUGGAGCCUGGGGUGAGUCCCAAGUUACCCUGCCACACAUCAGAGCUCCAAACCAUGAACAACAAGAAAGGGCUGGUCAGGAAGCCCCAGGCUGUCCGCCUCAGUGGAGUGGAUUCCGUGUUUGGCAGGGUCAUCACAGCUCAGCCACCAAAAUGGACCGGAACCUUCAGAGUUUCAGACAAAUCAGCCUUUUGCAAAAUCAUCAGCCGGGAGCACCAGUGGCCCACUGGACUUAAGGAACCUCAGAUUCAGAUGACAGUGACCAUGUGCAAACAGAUGCUGCGCUCUAUCCUCUUACUGUAUGCAACAUACAAGAAGUGCACUUUUGCCUUACAACACUCCAAGUAAAGGGUUCCCAUCUGAUUCCUGUUCCUUA
This is a messenger RNA of Herpailurus yagouaroundi (jaguarundi), 1004 nucleotides long. RefSeq names its product FANCD2 opposite strand (gene FANCD2OS). Bases 440 to 976 code for a protein of 178 amino acids. The record is from RefSeq and is a predicted model, not a curated record. The transcript has 2 exons. Lineage: Eukaryota; Metazoa; Chordata; Mammalia; Carnivora; Felidae.